This is a messenger RNA of Nymphaea colorata (pocket water lily), 716 nucleotides long. Its product is annotated as phosphatidyl-N-methylethanolamine N-methyltransferase. The record is from RefSeq and is a predicted model, not a curated record. Gene Ontology annotation, biological process: phosphatidylcholine biosynthetic process. The coding region runs from base 28 to 531 and encodes 167 amino acids. Gene Ontology annotation, molecular function: S-adenosylmethionine-dependent methyltransferase activity. The transcript has 2 exons. Lineage: Eukaryota; Viridiplantae; Streptophyta; Magnoliopsida; Nymphaeales; Nymphaeaceae.
ACUGAUUCGAUCUAGAGAGUGAAGAUAAUGGGUGGCCUUCUCGUCUCAGUGGCAUUGCUGCUGCCCUUCGCCUUCUACUAUGUUCUGUGGACGUAUCCUCAGUUGUGGGUGGACUUCUGCGGGAAGGACACCGACCCAUCUCACAAGAUGGCCCAAAUCUCUCAUAUACUUAAGGCCGUUCAGUUUAUUGCCCUCUUCUCGGUUGCCCGCCUCUCAUGGCCGCCUUGGUACUGCUUAGUACUCUUCAUUAUCGGCCAGUUCCUGAACGUUAGGGUUUAUCAGUUGCUUGGGGAAUCUGGUACUUACUAUGGUGUACGUUUUGGGAAGAAUAUACCCUGGGUGACAGAAUUCCCUUUCGGAUACAUAAAGGACCCUCAGUACGUGGGGAGCAUACUCUCUAUUGUAGCGGCUAUCUGUUGGGUUCCUGUUCAAUACGUACUUGUGUGGGUACUAGGAUAUGUCUUUAUGAUGAUGCUUGAAUCAAAGGAAAACCCAUCCACACGUGCUAAACCUUUGCAUUCAUCUGGUUGAUUGUACUUUUGGCCUUUAAGUUUUUAUAUUUUUGCAGCAUGAUGAUCUUAGUGCUUUCAUCAUUCUCAUGUUUCUGUAGAACCAAUCCUUGUUAACGGUUCUAGCAAGAGAAAUUUUGUUAACCCCCAUUGUAACUGCUCCGUGGUCACCAGUUAUGCAUGAAACGCUUCAGUUGCUUACUCUUA